GUUUUUCGUAAUAUAAUACAAAAAUCACAUUCGCUGUAUACAAAAAAAAAAAAACAAAAUUAUCUUUUGUUUUUCCUCAAAAUGUCAAUCAAUAAGGAAGCGUGUUCGAUAUAGAAAGAAAUGGUUAUCAAAUGGAUUCAGUACAUGUUCAAAUUUGAUUCCAAAGACAGAGUGAAAGACGGAGAUAAAAAUAGAUCCCUCCUAUCUCGUACCCUAUUUGAAAGGGGUCUCCUGAUAUUGGUCGUGAAGAGUCUGCACUGUCAUUUCGGUCCGAAGAUGAAAUUCGUAAUUGGCAGCUUUUAAACAUCCAAAACUGAAGUAGAAGAAGAAGGACAGGAUCGUCUACUGAAGUAGAAGGAUCAUACUACCCUCCGUUUCUUGCAUGAUUCGAAAAAGAUCUGCAUGAGCUGAUCCUGUGCAGGCUUUAAAGGACACUGACAGACGCAGAGAAAUGCCUCCCCCAAUUUUCUGCACGAUUGAACGGAAUCUUUUGAGCAUUGAUGUUUUCUUCAUCGUCGAUGUCAAAUCACUGAUCAAUCAGUGAAUCGAUGAACCAACCAACGACCUAAUCAAGGAACCAAUUAAGGUACCAAUUAGGGUACCAAUCAAGGAACCAAGUAAGGAAUCAAUCAAGGAAUCAAUCACGGAACCGAUCAAGGAACCAAUCGAUGAACCGACCAAUCAACGAACUAUCCAACGAAUGAAUCGAUUAGGAGCAACAGCGGCAGUUUCAUCUUCAAGCGGCCACAGUUUUGACGCUCACCUCCGUGGACCGAGUUUUCUCAUAGAGCCAUCGUCUAGAGUGGAAUUUUCAAAUUCGAGUGGCGCCUGGCUUGACUGCGCGGCUACUGGCAGUCCUCAGCCCAACAUUGACUGGUCAACUGUCGACGGUCUUCCAGUCGGCGACAUACCCAGUGUCAGAAGAGUACUCAGUAAUGGCACCCUCGUCCUUCUUCCGUUUCCGGCUGCAGCUUACAGGCAGGACGUCCACAGUGCAGCAUACAGAUGUGUCGCCAGCAAUUCUGUCGGGCGAGUCCUUAGUCGCGACGUUCAAGUCCGAGCUGUGGUGGCUCAAGCGUACAAAGUGGACGUGGAGGUGAUUGGAGGAGCUUCGAGAGGCUGUACAGCAGUUUUACGUUGCGUAGUGCCUAGUUUCGUUAGGGACCUGGUUCGAGUAGUAUCCUGGUUACAGGAACCUGCCUUCUAUAUUUAUCCUUCACUUCAAGGAGAUGGAAAAUUUCAUCUCCUACCAACGGGAGAACUUCUGGUUCAUAGUCUCGAGUUUAGUGAUCAAUUUCCGGCUUACAGAUGUCGAACAAUGCAUCGACUCACAAGACAAGUUGUAGUUAGUUCCGUAGCUAAUGUCAGAAUAGCAGAUCAUCGAGGUGUAAUGCCUCCCGUAAUUCUUGAACAUUCAGGAAUUGUGCACGUAGCUCAAGAUGAAUCCACAUCAUUAGUUUGUGUCUCCCAAGCCUGUCCGACACCAGAAUACAGGUGGUACGCUCAAACCGGAGCCGAGCCAAUGUUAGUGCUUCCUGGUCCGAGGACGCGACUCCUCGGGUCCGUUUUGGCCAUCGAAGCUGUCACUCUAGAGGACAGUGGGGUUUAUCGAUGUACAGCUGCAAAUCCCGGUGGUGAAGCCAGUGCCGAAUUAAGACUGGUUGUAACGGCGCCUCUAAAUGUGGAAGUGACACCGACCCUAUUGAGCGUUCACUUGGGAGGCAAUGCUGAAUUUAGAUGCGAAGUUGGAACCCAUCCCCAGGCUGGACCACAUUUUGUAACAUGGUACAAAGAUGGGAGACAACUUCCAGGUUCGGGAAGGCAAUCGGAGUUGUUGAGGUUAAAUGGUAUUGGCAGAGAGGACAAAGGAAUGUACCAGUGUAUUGUUAGAAGAUCCGAGGGUGACACUGCACAGGCGUCAGCUGAAUUACAACUAGGAGACGCACCACCAGUUCUUCUCUACUCAUUUAUAGAGCAGACAUUACAGCCUGGACCAGCAGUGUCGUUGAAGUGUUCAGCCGCAGGGAAUCCCACCCCCCAAGUUUCCUGGGCUUUGGAUGGUUUCCCUCUACCCACCAAUGGAAGAUUUGUUAUAGGUCAGUACGUCACAGUUCAUGGUGAUGUCAUUUCUCAUGUCAAUAUCAGUCACGUUAUGGUGGAAGAUGGUGGUGAAUAUUCAUGCACAGCUGAAAAUCGAGCGGGUAAAGUGACGCAUUCUGCACGACUCAAUGUCUACGGUCUUCCCUACAUUCGCCUCAUUCCGAAAGUAACAGCCGUGGCGGGUGAAACCCUCCGUCUAAAGUGUCCAGUCGCUGGCUAUCCGAUCGAAGAAAUAAAAUGGGAACGAGCCGGACGUGAACUGCCGGACGACCUACGUCACAAGGUCCUUCAGGAUGGAACCCUAACAAUUUCCAGCGUCCACAAGGAAAUCGACACCGGUUCCUACACCUGUUGGGCCCGAAAUAAACAAGGACACAGCGCGAGAAGAACCGGUGAAGUCGCCGUAAUCGUUCCUCCUAAAAUUAGCCCAUUCACGGCAGAUCGUGAUCUUCAUUUGGGCGAACGAACAACAUUAACGUGCUCAGUGACAAGGGGCGAUCUUCCACUGUCGAUAUCGUGGCUAAAAGAUGGCCGCUCAAUGGGACCAUCGGAACGUGUCACCAUCACCAAUAUGGAGCAGUUCAGUAGCAUACUGAUGAUUGAAAGUUUAUCUCCAGAUCACAAUGGCAACUACUCGUGUGUGGCACGUAAUAUGGCCGCUGAGGUAUCGCACACGCAGCGGCUUGUGGUUCAUGUACCCCCUAUAAUUGAGCCAUUUACCUUCCAAGAGGGACUUUCCGAGGGGAUGCGGACGCGGACGGUGUGCGGGGUCGCGGCGGGUGAUCCGCCCUUAACCAUUUCCUGGCUAAAAGACGGCCAAAGUCCCUUUCCCCUGCCACCGAAAUUGGCCUCCGUCGCUAAUAUUUCCCAAUUGGAUCCUUAUUCGAGUCUUCUGAGUAUUUCCAAUCUUGCGGCCGAGCACUCCGGUGAUUAUACAUGCGUCGCCGCGAACCCCGCCGCCGAGGUCAGGUACACGGCCAAGCUCCAGGUAAAAGUGCCACCUCAAUGGAUCGUCGAGCCAAUUGACGUCAGUGUUGAAAGAAAUAGACACGUGUCAUUGCAUUGUCAAGCGCAGGGUGUGCCGACUCCUACGAUUAUUUGGAAAAAGGCGACAGGUGGCAAAACGGGCGAGUAUGAGGAGCUGCGAGAAAGAGCAUAUACGAAACUUCUUCCGAAUGGCACUCUAUUGCUUCAGCACGUUAAAGAAGAUAGAGAAGGCUUCUAUCUUUGCCAAGCUAGUAAUGGUAUUGGAACUGGCAUUGGAAAAGUGGUGCAACUUAAAGUCAAUUCUUCGCCAUUCUUCGCGGCUCCAUCUCGCCUGGUGACUGUAAAAAAAGGUGAUACGGCGACUUUACAUUGCGAGGUACACGGUGAUAAACCAGUCACUGUUACAUGGUUGAAGAGCGGUAAAAUCGAACUAAACCCUUCGACAAACUAUAGGGUGACAGUGAAACAGGAAAUAACACCGGACGGUGUUGUUGCCCAGUUGCAAAUUGCAGCAGCGGAAGCCUCUGACAGUGGAGCUUAUUUUUGUCAAGCCAGCAAUUUAUAUGGUCGCGAUCAACAAUUAGUACAACUUAUUGUCCAAGAACCACCAUUGCCGCCGAGUGGAUUGGAAACUGCAAUGAUAGCCAGUCGGAGUAUCAACGUAAAAUGGCAACACAAGUCCCAGGACACGAGUGAAGUGACAAAAUAUAUUCUUCAAUAUAAAGAAGGGGAAGGUUUAUGGCAACAGCAAGAAUUAACUGGACCCCCACUGCCGUAUGCGGCACUGAUCGACGAAUUAAAACCAGCGACGAAAUACACGAUUCGAGUGAUUGCUGAAGGUCCCGCUGGAAGAUCGUCACCAUCCGCUGAACUUGUCGUGAGAACUGAGCCGCAAAGACCAGCAGGACCGCCUAUUAAUUUAGUGGCAAGGCCCUUGACCUCGACGGAAAUGCUGAUCACCUGGUCGCCUCCUCUUCCUGAACUCCGUCAUGGCGAUGUCCAGGGUUUUAAUGUCGGAUACAGGGAAACAAGCUCUGGCAAUCCGUCUUACAAUUUCACCUCGGUCUCUGGGGACGGGGAGGAAGGAGGUGGAGAACUUCGUCUCUCGGGACUUCGACCUUAUACGAGAUACACUCUAGUUGUCCAGGCGUACAAUCAAGUUGGAUCGGGACCUCUCUCGGAACCUCUAACAUCACAAACACUCGAGGAUGUUCCUAGCACACCGCCAGAAGAUGUAAGAUGCGCGGCAUUGACAUCUCAAUCACUUCAAGUUUCAUGGCAACCCCCGCCCAAUUCUCACAGUAAUGGAAUUAUUCAGGGAUAUAAACUUUAUUAUGAGCCAAUAUUAACUGAUAUGUGGCGCGGAGUCGACGAGAUGGAGGUGCGGAAGACUAACGCUCUUACAACAGUUUUGACGGGUUUGAGAAAAUAUACGAACUACAGUAUUCAAGUCCUGGCGUUUACACGAGUCGGCGAUGGUGUUUUGACUCGAGUUGCUUUCUGUCACACCGAGGAAGAUGUUCCAGGUAGUCCAGCGGACAUUAAAGUGGUUGUUAGUUCACCGCAAGCCCUAUUCAUCUCAUGGCUUCCGCCCCUUGAACCCAAUGGUAUCAUUACAAAGUACAAUCUAUACACCCGAGUUGUUGAUGGACGUGAAGAAUUGAAUCAUGGUAAAAGAAAUUUGCCGGCGACAAAUAAUUUUUUCGAGGCAACUGGUCUUCAGCAGCACGUCGAGUACCAAUUUUGGGUAACCGGAAGCACUCGUGUUGGCGAAGGUCAAAGUUCAAAAGUUGCUGCACAAGUGCCCACGAAUCGUGUUCCAGCGAGAAUAUCUUCUUUUGGUGGGCACGUGAUUAAACCGUGGAGAGGCUCGGCAACACUUACAUGUAACGCUGUUGGCGAUCCAACGAGAGAAUGGUUCAAAGGAAAUACGGAACAGGUUCACACUGACACGUCAAGAAAUAUUCAAAUAUUACAAACUGGGGAACUCGUUCUCUCAAGUCUUCAGACACAAGAUUCGGGAAAUUACACGUGUCAGGUGGAAAACUCCCAGGGAAGCGAUAGGUUACAUUACAUGGUCACUGUUCAAGUACCGCCGAAUGCGCCUGUUUUGUACGUUACGAGUUCCACUGCGAGUAGCAUUUUACUUCAUUGGAAACCAGGUUUUAAUGGUGGAGCACCACUCACUGGGUAUUCAUUGCAUUAUCGCACAACUCAUGGGAAUUUGGAAGAAAUGCUACUGUCGAGAAGAGCAACGAGUCAUGAAUUAAAGGGUCUUUUGUGUGGAAAUACGUAUCAUCUUUACUUAACAUCACACAAUAAGAUAGGAAAUAGUCCUUCAUCUCCAGUGCUCUCAGUACGAACUCAAGGGCAACCGCCUGGAAUUCCACCGUCCGCAGCAUUUCUAGCACCAAAUUCAACGACUCUGGCUCUUCGUCUUCACGUUUGGCCGGAUAAUGGAUGUCCAAUUCUUUAUUUCGUUAUACAAUAUCGCCCAAUCAACGAAUUUCACUGGACUCUCGUGUCAAAUAGUGUCAAGAUGCAACGUCGAUUUAUUGUCACUAAUCUCGCGCCAAGUUCGGUUUAUCAACUGAAAGUCGAGGCUCACAACGUCGCUGGCAGUAAUGAAGCUGAAUUUACAUUUAUCACAUUAACGAAAGAAGGCGAGCCACCACCUCCGGAACUAUCGAAACGGGGAUUCAUUACAAGAAUUCCCUUCUACGCGGAUGUGAAAAUUAUUCUCCCAUUGACGAUUGCUGCAGUGGCACUUUUUGCAGCUGCAGUCACUCUUGCUUUGCGUUGGAAAAACAGGUAUUCGGGGGACCGAGUGCAGAGGCCGAUGAAGGAGUCACAGGAGAAUCAGCAGAACGCCGAAACCCAGAGAGAACGGUAUUAUGCCACUAUCCACAAGGUGGCUCUUCAGCAGGCCAACUCCGGAGGUCCCGAGAAGAUUCCAGGUGAACCUUUGUUACGAUACGGACGAAAGAAAGAGACAGCGGAGGACAUCUCGCCGUACGCUACGUUCCAGCUGUCGGAGGGUGGCGCGGGAGGCCUGGGAGGUUUGGGAAGUCUUGUCGGCGCGGAGGCGUCCGGGGGAGCUCUGCAUCCCAACAACACUCUUCUUCACAGCUUCAUGUAUCACGAGCACGCUAUGACGGAGGGAUGCGCGAGUCCUCCCCCAGCUGCGACGACAAUGAAGAGCGUGUCGUCCCGUCGACGUCAACAGAGGAAACAACAUACUCCGGGGGACGUCGAGACAGACGAGAGCGAGUCUGACCCUGAUCAACUGACCAGUUCUAGAACGGAAUCUUCGAAUCAAUUGGAUGCAGGAAAAUUGAAACACAUUCGAGCUGUUUCAGAUUUUAUAUAUCAUGGCACUUCGAGCACUUCAUCAGACAUCUCACCCAUGUCCGAGCAAAAGUCACUGCCUCGAAGAGGUCGAUCUAGAUGGCACGUUCCCAGCAGGAGUUCUUUGCGCACACUACUGCCUCCAAUAUCCGUUGCAGAAACUGCCUUCGGUGGAAAUCAAUCAAAUCAGGGAGUUCAUCCACCAGGAAGUGACCGGGUCGAUCGACCAGAACUUAGCGAGGCUGAGUGCGAUAUUGAUUCAUUAAAAAAAUUAAAAUUAGGUCUCAGAAGUUCUCUAUGGUCGAGGCCGGGUACUCAAAAUAAUCCCUCUUCUGAUUAUUCAAUCGCCGUUUAAAACAAAACAAAAAAAACAAUUUUCCAUAAAUCUACGUCGUCCUAAACGUUUAAACACACGCCUUCUUCGUGUCUCACUCUUAAUUUCAAAGAAAUAAUAGUUUAAUUGUAAUUUUUGUAAAUAAUUGUCGUCAGUAGAUUUUUCUUCAACACUCUUAAAUAAUUUUUUUAUUUUUUCAUUAUUCUACAUUUAUUAUUUCUAAAUUAAUAUUCAUAAUAGGACCGAUACGAAACAACACGAUUUUUUCGUGACGGUCCCUGAUAAUAAAUAUUCAUAAAUAAUAUUUAUAAUAUUCAUAAAUAAUAUUUAUAAUAUUUAUAAAUAAUAUUUAUAAUUAAAUAUUUAAUUAAUGCUGAAAUAUUUGAAGACAAGAUUUUAUUUUAUAAACAAUGUGACAAUAAUUGCUGUACAUAUUACAGAUUGAAGAAUCUAUUGACGACCCAUCGUAAUUUAAAUUUAUCGAUAAAUAAUAAUCGUUUCCCUGCCGAAGAUCUUCCAUCGAAAUAAUCCUUUUAAACGAAUUUUAAGAAUUUUUUACACCAAAAUAGAUCUUCCAUAUAAAAAAAGUAAUUGACUGCCAAAUAGGUACAAAUUAUUAUAUUGCACACUGAAUACUUACAUAUUUUGUUCAAAAGAAAACAAUUCAUCUUUAAAUAUUUAAAAAAAUAGAUUUAAAUACAUAUUAAAAGUUUAAGAAUGAAGAUUCAUAGACUGAUUCAUAAAACAAAAUAAUUGCAGAGAAAAUUAAAAAAAAAGUGUUAAGUUAAAUUAAAUCAAUUCCGUAAUUACUUUCAUACCUAAUUAAGUGCCAAAAAAAAUGCGACGUUUUUUAAGUUAUAAAUUUUCAUAUAUCGAAGAUUAAAAGGAAAGUCGCAGUACUUUUCAAUUUUUUUUUUUUUUUGACGAAAUGUAAAGAAAUUAACAAACAAUUUUU
Messenger RNA from Leptopilina heterotoma, 7724 nucleotides. It is a transcript of the gene Dscam2, whose product is annotated as Down syndrome cell adhesion molecule-like protein Dscam2. Gene Ontology annotation, biological process: dendrite self-avoidance; homophilic cell-cell adhesion; axon guidance. Gene Ontology annotation, cellular component: plasma membrane; axon. The transcript has 34 exons. The record is from RefSeq and is a predicted model, not a curated record. Bases 701 to 6790 code for a protein of 2029 amino acids. NCBI's taxonomy places the organism in Eukaryota, Metazoa, Arthropoda, Insecta, Hymenoptera, Figitidae. Gene Ontology annotation, molecular function: cell-cell adhesion mediator activity.